AUGGCUAGUAAAGCAGCACAGCUGGAUAGAAGGUUUACUAAGUCUUCAAGAAAUCAGUAAGAUGUAUACUCUGCUAUGAAUAUUAAACCUUAGCAGAGUGCUCCCCUUAAUGAGCAUCAGUAGUCACAAAUAGAAAAUGUUACAUAGCAUAUUCUAACGAAUACCUCUAAGCUUGCACUGCAGAAUUUCAUCAAAGUAAAAAAGUGUCAGAGUAAACUUGUAAUUCCGAAAGCACUGAUCUAGAAUAAAUUACUUGCUAGUACUAAUUCAAACCUAUUAUCAACUGCUUCUUCCAUUUAGCAGAAAAGCAUUAUCUAGAAAAUUCAUAUUAAGAAAGAUAAGAAACCAGCAGAGGACAAAAAUCAAUAAUCUUAGUAAAUUGAAGUGAAUGAGGAAAUCGAGAGUCCAAUAUUUUAUUGUGAAAAGAAAACAAAUAAAGAAAAUGAUUUGCCUGCAAGAGAAUCUAUUCUGGACACUAAGAAUAAAUUAGAAAAUUAUUUGAAUGACACAGAUUCGUAUGCAAUCAAUCAAAACAAUAGUAACAACAAGAUUACUUAAUUAGCUUAUAAUGUGUAAAACCAGAAGAACUAAUCGGUGAAUUACUCAAGACAAGUCUCCACCACUAAAAGACCUCCAAAGCCCCCUCAAAUCAUAACAUAAAUUGAAAGUAAACGACAUACCAUUGGUGGUGAACUUCUCCAGCCUGACUAUUGCGAGAGUCCCUUACUUAAGCCUAUGAAAUCUAACACCAGAAUAAAGCAAACUAUCUUGCUUGAUAACUUUAAAAUGAGUCCAAACCAGGGUAAUAUAUAGUAGUAGUAAUUACAGCAAUAUUAGUAAACUUCACAGUAUAUUGAAAAAGAAAAGCAUAAUUAAAAGUCAUUUAAAAUAUUAACUGGAUUAACUAGCAAAUCAAAGAACCUUUAGAAAGUUCCAUUUGAAUAAUCAGUGUAUCAAACUAGCUAUAUCAAUGAGUUCUCCAAUUAGGGUAACAAAAGAUUUAUUUGA
This is a messenger RNA of Stylonychia lemnae, 1008 nucleotides long. NCBI's taxonomy places the organism in Eukaryota, Ciliophora, Spirotrichea, Sporadotrichida, Oxytrichidae. The record is from the annotation of a GenBank genome assembly.